Molecule: messenger RNA, 843 nt
Organism: Fusarium tjaetaba
Lineage: Eukaryota; Fungi; Ascomycota; Sordariomycetes; Hypocreales; Nectriaceae
Product: prohibitin PHB1
Exons: 2
Coding region: 1-843 (280 amino acids)
Biological process (GO): mitochondrion organization
Cellular component (GO): membrane; mitochondrion
Source: RefSeq, a predicted model, not a curated record
AUGGCGGCCGCUGCGAGAGCCCUCAACUUCAUGUACCGCAUGGCGGUCCCCGCCUCAGCUGUUGUCUUCCUAGGCAGUCAGUCCAUAUACGACGUCAAGGGAGGAACUCGGGCUGUCAUCUUCGACAGAUUGUCUGGUGUUAAGGAGACCGUCGUCAAUGAAGGAACCCAUUUCCUUGUUCCCUGGCUGCAGAAGAGCAUCAUCUUCGAUGUCCGCACUAAGCCCAGGAAUAUCGCAACAACCACAGGCAGCAAGGAUUUGCAGAUGGUUAGCUUGACACUGAGAGUGCUGCACCGACCAAAUGUCAAGGCUCUCCCCAAAAUUUACCAGAACCUCGGUGCCGAUUACGAUGAGCGAGUCCUCCCCUCUAUUGGUAACGAAGUCUUGAAGGCCAUUGUCGCCCAGUUCGAUGCUGCAGAGCUCAUCACCCAGCGAGAGGCUGUCUCUGAGCGAAUUCGAAACGACCUUACUCUCCGUGCUGCCGAAUUCAACAUCGCUCUUGAGGAUGUUUCCAUCACCCACAUGACCUUCGGACGUGAGUUCACAAAGGCUGUCGAGCAGAAGCAGAUCGCCCAGCAAGAUGCUGAGCGAGCACGAUUCAUCGUCGAGCGUGCUGAGCAGGAGCGUCAAGCCAACGUCAUCCGCGCCGAGGGUGAGUCCGAGUCCGCGGAGGCCAUCAGCAAGGCCAUCCAGAAGGCUGGUGACGGCCUCAUUCAGAUCCGAAAGAUCGAGGCCAGUCGUGAGAUUGCUGCUACCCUUUCUUCGAACCCCAACGUCGCCUACCUACCUGGUGGAAGCGGAAAGCAGGGUGGCCAGUACCUGUUGUCAGUGGGCAGAGCUUAA